This is a messenger RNA of Anopheles coustani, 2205 nucleotides long. RefSeq names its product dihydropyrimidinase (gene CRMP). The record is from RefSeq and is a predicted model, not a curated record. Gene Ontology annotation, biological process: pyrimidine nucleobase catabolic process. Gene Ontology annotation, molecular function: dihydropyrimidinase activity. NCBI's taxonomy places the organism in Eukaryota, Metazoa, Arthropoda, Insecta, Diptera, Culicidae. The transcript is spliced from 7 exons. Gene Ontology annotation, cellular component: cytoplasm; cytosol. Bases 397 to 2205 code for a protein of 602 amino acids.
UUUCGGUGAUCACGCAUGAGAAGCUGCCGUUCGUCGGCUCACACGCCCGUUUAAUUGAAUAUCGAUCAUCAUCAUCAUCAACACGCAUCGUUGCAGCAUAUUCUACAGUGAGUGAAACAAAAGAAAAGAAAACAAAGCCAGGAAAACCCCAGCGGGAGGCCGUGUGAAAAGUGGUAAACAAAAGUGGCACACAUCUUGGUGAGAAAACAGAAGGAAAGAGAAAAGUUUGACGAUAACAGGCACAAACGCCGGAAGCAACGCGUGGCACAAGUGGUGCGGAAUCUAAAUAUACAGCCCCAAUCGGAAGAUUGUGGUGGAGAUUUUCGGGAAGGAAAACAGCAGAAACUAGUGCUCGUGGCCAGUGAAAGAAAUAUAAAAGCAAGUUAGCGACCGAAGAUGGCAUCCCCAACACCAGCACCGGUGAAGAAAGUGCCGAUUCAUCUGCAGAGUGCGCAAAAUCGGCUGUACAUCAAGCGCGGCCAUGUCGUGAACCACGACGGUGUGCAACAAGCGGAUGUUUACAUCGAGGACGGAACCGUUCGGUACGUCGGUUCCGGUGCGGACUUCGUGGUCCCGGGCGGCUGCCGGACGAUCGACGCGACGGGCCUGCUGGUCAUCCCCGGCGGUAUCGAUCCGCACACACACUUCCAGCUGGAGUUUGGAGGCACCGUCUCGGUGGAUGACUUCUACAAGGGAACGAAGGCGGCCGUGGCCGGUGGUACCACCACUAUUAUGGACUUUGUGCUGCCGAAGAAGGGCGAAUCGCUGCUGGAGGCGUACGAUACCUGGCGCAGCCGGGCCGACCCGAUGGUGGUGUGCGACUACGGCCUGCACGUCGGCAUCACCUGGUGGUCGAAGUCGGUCCGGGACGAGAUGCGCAUCCUCUGCCGGGAGCGGGGCGUCAACUCGUUCAAGUGCUUCAUGGCGUACAAGGGGCUGUAUCAGCUGAACGACUCCGAGCUGUACGAGGUGUUCGAGACGUGCAAGGAGCUCGGGGCGGUCGCGAUGGUGCACGCGGAGAACGGCGACAUCAUUGCGAAGAACGUCACCAAGCUGCUGGCGGACGGUGUGACCGGACCGGAAGGGCACGAGCUGUCCCGCACGGAGGAGGUUGAAGCGGAAGCCACGAACCGUGCUUGCGUGAUCGCCCAUCAGGCUGGCUGCCCACUGUACGUCGUGCAUGUGAUGAGCAAAGCGGCCGGUAUCGAGGUGGCCCGCGCCCGCCGCCGCUACAACUGUACCGGCAUCUUCGGCGAAACGCUUGCGGCCGCCCUCGGUACCGACGGUACGCACUAUCACGACAAAUGCUGGCACCAUGCGGCCGCCCACGUGCUCAGCCCACCGCUGAGACCCGACCCCACCACGCCGGAGUUUAUGAUGAAGCUGCUGGCUCAGGAUGACCUGCAAACGACUGGCAGUGACAACUGCACCUUCAACCGUAACCAGAAGGAGCUCGGCUUGAAAGACUUCUCGAAAAUCCCGAACGGAGUCAACGGAGUGGAGGACCGCAUGUCGGUGGUCUGGGAGAAGGGUGUUCAAACGGGGCUGAUCGAUGCGCAGCGCUUCGUCGCGAUCACCAGCACCAACGCGGCCAAAAUCUUUAACCUGUACCCGCGCAAGGGCCGCAUUGCCCCGGGCUCCGACGCCGAUCUGGUGAUCUGGAAUCCGAAGGCCGUACGCACCAUUUCCGCCUCCACCCACCACCAGGCGUGCGACUUCAACAUCUUCGAGGGCAUGAAGUGCCACGGUGUGGCCGAGUUCGUGAUCGUCCGUGGACGCGUCUGUCUCGAAAACGAGCACGUCCGGGUGGCCGAGGGCCAGGGUUCGUUCCUGGAGACUCCCGUCUAUCCGGCGUUCGUGUACGACGCACUGAACGGGCGCGUCCACACGGAGGAAGACUCGGAUGACAAGCAGGCCCGCAACGGACUGCAGAACCUGGACCUGCAUCACAAGCCGGGCUACGAUAACGACGGCCACGACCCGUACCCACUGCCGGAGAAGUACAUCCCAGGGCCCGCCUUGAGCGUCAUCUCGGGAGACUCACAGGUCAGCACUCCGCACAGCAUCCUUGGGCAUCGUCCGGAUGGAGCGAAAAAUAUGCAGGAAUCAACCUUCUCCAUCAGCGAGGAACUGGACAAGUCGGAAGUCCGCUCGUGCAUUCGUGUACGUGCCCCUCCGGGUGGAAAGUCUUCCGGAUUCUGGUAG